AUUUGCUUACCCCCCUGGGCGACGGCAGCGCCAGUUACGUGGUGUGGGCUUGUUGAGGAAAGAUGGAAUCGUGUCGGUGAUCACUUUUGAUCCGCGGUCGCGCGGUCAGUUCCCCCUCACUCGGAGAGGUCUGGGGGCCAUGCCUGUUUUAAGCCCUGGGGAAGAGCUCUGAAAAGGAACGUGGGUAUUGGAUGUGAGACGGGGAGUCUCCCCAGAGUUGCUGGCCCCUCCUGGGUUGAGUUCUGUUUAAUUCCCAAGGAGCCACAGACCAGGGAACAGAAACGGAUUAGGAUCCGGGCUCUCUGGGUUUGGGUCUAGGAUGAACCCUAUAGUUUCCCAGCCAGAAAAAGAAAAGAACUAAUAUUGACUGAGCACCUACUAGGUGCCAGCCACUGUACCAUAGGGGGCUUUCUCAAGUCUUCUCUGAAAUUAAUCACCCCGAAAACCUUAUGGGGUAUUGUAAUUUCUACUUAAAUACAAAGAAACUGAGGUUAGAGGUAAAGUGACUUGCCUUUGUCCUUUCACUGCCCCCUCCUAUCGCUCUCCAUAGCUCCUUUGCUUAGUGGAAGUGAGUCCUGUGAUUCACUCUUAGAGCUUGAGGAGAAUGAACCCUAUUGAAGGGAUUUUGUCUUGUUUUUCGCCAGAUCCUAGCAUCCUCUUCAAUUCCAGCUAAAAUGCUGUGGCAGGCACUUCGCAGAUUUGGUCAAAAGCUGGUUCGAAGACGUGCACUGGAACCUGGCAUGGCUGGGACUCGCCUUACCAGAUGCCUGAACACUCUGGAUUUAGUGGCCCUGGGUGUGGGCAGCACUUUGGGUGCUGGUGUGUACGUCCUGGCUGGUGAGGUAGCCAAAGAUAAAGCAGGACCAUCCAUUGUGAUCUGCUUUUUGGUGGCUGCCUUAUCUUCUGUGUUGGCUGGGCUGUGCUAUGCCGAGUUUGGGGCCCGGGUUCCCCGUUCUGGUUCUGCAUAUCUCUACAGCUAUGUCACCGUGGGUGAACUCUGGGCCUUCACCACUGGCUGGAAUCUCAUCCUCUCCUAUGUCAUUGGUACAGCCAGUGUGGCCCGGGCCUGGAGCUCUGCUUUUGACAACCUGAUUGGGAACCAAAUUUCCCAGACCCUUCAGGGGAGCGUCUCACUGCAUGUGCCUCAUGUCCUUGCAGGAUAUCCAGAUUUUUUUGCAAUGGGCAUUGUUUUGUUGCUCACUGGAUUGCUGGCUGUGGGGGCUAGUGAGUCGGCCCUGGUUACCAAAGUGUUCACAGGGAUGAAUCUUUUGGUUCUCGGCUUUGUCAUUGUCUCCGGCUUCAUUAAGGGGGAUCUGCACAACUGGAGGCUCACUGAAGAUGACUAUGCAUUGGCCAUGACUGGACCCAAUGACACCUAUAGCUUGGGCCCUCUGGGAUCUGGAGGAUUUGUGCCUUUUGGCUUCGAGGGGAUUCUCCGUGGAGCAGCUACCUGUUUCUACGCAUUUGUCGGUUUCGACUGUAUUGCUACCACUGGGGAAGAGGCCUACAAUCCCCAGCGUUCCAUCCCCAUGGGCAUUGUGAUCUCGCUGUUCGUCUGCUUUUUGGCAUAUUUUGGUGUCUCCUCUGCACUCACGCUCAUGAUGCCUUACUACCAGCUUCAACCUGAGAGCCCCUUGCCUGAGGCAUUUCUCCAUAUUGGAUGGGCCCCUGCCCGCUAUGUUGUGGCUAUUGGCUCACUUUGUGCUCUUUCUACAAGCCUGUUAGGCUCUAUGUUCCCCAUGCCUCGGGUGAUCUACGCGAUGGCAGAAGAUGGCCUCCUGUUCCAUUUCCUUGGUCGGAUCCACACUACCACAUGCACACCCGUUGUGGCCACUGUGGUCUCCGGCAUUAUCGCAGCAUUCAUGGCAUUUAUCUUUGAACUCACUGAUCUUGUGGACCUCAUGUCAAUUGGGACCCUGCUUGCUUACUCCUUGGUGGCUAUUUGUGUUCUCAUCCUCAGGUAUCAGCCUGACCAGGAGAUAAAGAAUGGGGAAGAUGAAGUGGUGUUGGAGGGGGAGAAGAUACCUGAAGCAAAGUUCAGUCUACGGGGACUAUUUUGCCCAUCCAAAUCCACCCCCACUCUACUGUCUGGCCAAGUUGUCUAUAUUUGUUCAUCACUUCUUGCUCUACUGCUGACUGUCCUAUGCCUGGUGCUGACCCAGUGGCCAGUUCCACUGCUUUCUGGAGACCCAGUGUGGAUUGCAGUGGUUGUGCUGCUCCUGAUGCUCAUUGCUGGUGUUACUGGGAUCAUCUGGAGACAGCCACAGAGCUCUACUUCUCUUCACUUCAAGGUGCCUGCUUUGCCUCUUCUGCCACUAGUGAGCAUCUUUGUGAAUAUUUAUCUUAUGAUGCAUAUGACAGCUGGCACCUGGGCCCGAUUUGCGGUCUGGAUGCUGAUUGGUUUUGCUAUCUACUUUGGCUAUGGGAUCCGGCACAGCCUGGAAGAGAUUAAGAGUGACCAACCCCCGCUCAAUCCUAGCACCGAAACUGUAGACCUUGAUCUCAGCAGUUCCUCAAUUUGACAUCAUCACACCUGAAUGCUGUCUGGUAUCCCUACACAAUAAUGGAGAUGCCUCCUGACCCCAGCAGAGCUAGGCCUCCAUGGGAUAUUGGUGGGGGUCAUAAUACAGCUCUGUAUUUACUGGAAUGAAGGGUGUCUUUGAUGCUUCCUGUCUCCUUUUUUCACUUGUCUACUUUCUGAUUAUGUCUCUAACUUCUUCUGUAGGGUUGCUAUGAGUCGGAAUCGACUCGACAGCACUGGGUCUGGGUAUAACUUCUUAUUGGCUUUAAAACAUUAUUAAAAGAAAGUAAAAAAGAAACUGUAUGUCUUAUUCUCUGCUAGCCGAAGAUGAUGUUAAGUCUGACUUUAAGGGUGAAGAAUUUCAGAGGAAGUCACUUGUUUGCUUUUGCUUCAGUCACUACAACACAUCUGUUAUACCUGUGUGUGCUUCUUGUUGGCUCAGAGUUUGAGGAUGGUGAUAUAAGCAGCUGCCAAGUCUAAUCACGAUUAAAGGAAUGAUCUCGAGAUACGUUUUCCCCUUGAUACACUAAAGGUUAGGUUCUGAAUAAAUAGACAUCAAUAUUUGUCUCUGAGAUUUGAGGGUGAACUCUGAUCUCAACAUUGGUAUUGGUUAGGGCCUACACUGAGACCAUUGUCUCCUGUUCCACCCCUUUUAGUUGGACCAGUUCCAGACUCCUACGAUUGCUUUAACAACAGAAAUUUUGGCUGGGCUG
This is a messenger RNA of Loxodonta africana (African savanna elephant), 3234 nucleotides long. RefSeq names its product solute carrier family 7 member 3 (gene SLC7A3). The coding region runs from base 675 to 2522 and encodes 615 amino acids. Gene Ontology annotation, biological process: L-arginine import across plasma membrane; L-ornithine transmembrane transport. Gene Ontology annotation, molecular function: L-lysine transmembrane transporter activity; L-ornithine transmembrane transporter activity; L-arginine transmembrane transporter activity. The record is from RefSeq and is a predicted model, not a curated record. Gene Ontology annotation, cellular component: plasma membrane. The transcript is spliced from 11 exons. NCBI's taxonomy places the organism in Eukaryota, Metazoa, Chordata, Mammalia, Proboscidea, Elephantidae.